Messenger RNA from Lodderomyces beijingensis, 774 nucleotides. The record is from the annotation of a GenBank genome assembly. Lineage: Eukaryota; Fungi; Ascomycota; Pichiomycetes; Serinales; Debaryomycetaceae.
AUGAAGCUUUCAUCCAUUUUCGCUGCUUUCGGUAUCUGUGCCAUUGCUAGUUCGACUGUGCUUUCUCAAGCUGACCAAGAUGCUGCAGCAGAGUUAGUCAGACGCGGUGGUUAUGAUUAUGAUGAUUACGAUCACCAUGAUGAUUACGAUCACCAUGACGAUUACGACUACGAUAAGUACCCCGAGAAGUUCACUUUGGGCGUCAAAGUCAAGGGCAAGAUUUUCUUGUCUUUCUUGUUGGAUGAUGGUCAGUUUGAGUUUGACCAUAAGAAAAUCCCAUGGUCAAAGCCAUGUGAUUAUGACUACGAUGACUAUGAUCACCAUGAUAAGAAAAAAGGUAAGGAUGACAAGUGGAAACGUGGUGGUGACGAUGACUAUGACUACGAUGACUAUGACUACGAUGACUAUGACUACGAUGAUGAUUAUGACUAUGACUACAAGAAGCACUACCCAUUGAGUAUUGACUACUAUCCUGGUUUGGUUUGGUACACUUUGAAAGAUACCGUCUUGAAGGACAACAAAGGCAGAACUGGUGAGAUCGUGGCUAACCACCAAUUCCAAUUCGAUGAUCCGCCACAGGUUGACGCUCUAUUCACCAAAGGCUGGUCCAUUGAAUACGAGGAUGGCCUCAAAUUGUUGGCAUUGAACGGCAAGACUACAUUCUGGGACUCUGCUGUCGACGACACGUUUUACAAAGUUUACGAUAAACCCAUCACUGAGUUUUCCAGAAAGAUUGAAUUGGUUGUCAUCAAGAUCAAUUUCAAGAAAUGGUAG